AUGGACCCCUACUCCGCCGAGAGCGAGCUCAUCAACAUCCAGAACCACUUCUAUCAAGGCCAAUACUCUGCUGUAAUCGACUACGACAUCAGCAGCCUCUCCCCGGAGAACCACACGGCCGCCCAGGUCCUCGUGCUACGCGCCAAGAUCGCGCAGGGCGACGCCUCCGACGUCGUCUCCGAAGUCGAGGGUGCCGCCGAGCCCGAGCUGGCAGCCGUCGGCGCGCUCGCUACAUACGAGCUAGGGGAGACGGAGGAAGCCGUCAAGGUCGUGGAGAAGCUUGCGGAGGAGGCAGGGGAUAAUGCGACGGUGCAGGUUUUGGGGGGGAUUGUGUUGCAGAGGGAGGGGAGGAGUGAGGAUGCGUUGAACUUGCUUGGGAAGCAUGAGGGUAGCCUCGAGGCCGUUGCGUUGAUUGUCCAGAUCCAUCUCACGCAGAACAGGAACGAUCUUGCGCUCAAGGAGGUUAAUGCUGCGAGGAGGUGGGCUCAGGAUAGUCUUCUAGUCAACCUUGCAGAGUCGUGGGUUGGCAUCAGGCUGGGCGGCGAGAAGUACCAACAAGCAUUCUACGUCUUCGAGGAGCUUGCGCAAGCGCCAUCCACUUCUUCGGUCCGAUCCCUCGUUUCCCAGGCCGUUGCGGAGUUGCAUCUCGGGAGGCUCGAGGAGGCCGAGUCUGCGAUCGAACAGGCUAUCAAGACCGAGCCUAAAUAUGCCGAUGCCAUUGCGAACUUUCUGGUUCUCUCCGUAGUGUCCGGAAAGGACCCCAAGGAAAUCGCCCAGAAACUGAAGCAAGUCGACCCUGAGCAUGCGUUUUUGGUAGAUCUAGAAGAGAAAUCGAGCCUGUUCGAUAAGGCAGCGGCCAAGUAUAGUGCAAAGGCGUCUUCUUAG
This is a messenger RNA of Scedosporium apiospermum, 885 nucleotides long. Its product is annotated as Coatomer subunit epsilon. Gene Ontology annotation, cellular component: COPI vesicle coat. NCBI's taxonomy places the organism in Eukaryota, Fungi, Ascomycota, Sordariomycetes, Microascales, Microascaceae. The transcript has 4 exons. Gene Ontology annotation, molecular function: structural molecule activity; protein binding. Bases 1 to 885 code for a protein of 294 amino acids. Gene Ontology annotation, biological process: endoplasmic reticulum to Golgi vesicle-mediated transport; retrograde vesicle-mediated transport, Golgi to endoplasmic reticulum; intra-Golgi vesicle-mediated transport. The record is from RefSeq and is a predicted model, not a curated record.